Molecule: messenger RNA, 1137 nt
Organism: Carlito syrichta (Philippine tarsier)
Lineage: Eukaryota; Metazoa; Chordata; Mammalia; Primates; Tarsiidae
Gene: ST8SIA6
Product: ST8 alpha-N-acetyl-neuraminide alpha-2,8-sialyltransferase 6
Exons: 6
Coding region: 253-996 (247 amino acids)
Biological process (GO): N-glycan processing; oligosaccharide metabolic process
Molecular function (GO): alpha-N-acetylneuraminate alpha-2,8-sialyltransferase activity
Source: RefSeq, a predicted model, not a curated record
ACAUAUCUAAAUGAGAAGUCACUCCACCUAACAGAGAAAUGCAGAAGUCUACAAUAUGGUAUUGAGUCUUUUUCUAACAAAACGAAAGGGUAUUCAGAGGAUGACUACCUUCAGAUUAUCACCAAUAUACAGAGCUGUCCAUGGAAACGACAAGCAGAAGAAUAUGCAAAUUUUAGAGCAAAACUUGCUUCCUGUUGUGAUGCCAUUCAAAACUUUGUUGUUUCUCAAAAUAAUACUCCAGUUGGGACUAACAUGAGUUAUGAGGUGGAAAGUAAAAAAGAAAUCCCAAUUCGAAAGAAUAUUUUUCAUAUGUUCCCGGUGUCCCAGCCUUUUGUGGAGUACCCUUAUAAUCAAUGUGCAGUGGUUGGAAAUGGGGGAAUUCUGAAUAAGUCUCUCUGUGGAGCUGAAAUAGAUAAAUCUGACUUCGUUUUUAGGUGUAACCUGCCCCCAACCACAGGCGAUGUUAGCAAAGAUGUUGGCAGUAAAACAAAUCUGGUGACUGUAAAUCCCAGUAUUAUCACACUAAAAUAUGGGAACUUAAAGAAAAAUAAAACAAUAUUUCUGGAGGACAUUGCAACCUAUGGGGACGCAUUUCUUCUUCUGCCAGCCUUUUCCUUCAGAGCCAACACGGGUGCCUCUUUUAAAGUGUAUUAUACACUCAAAGAGUCUAAAGCAAGACAAAAGGUUCUGUUUUUCCAUCCCAAGUACCUGAAACAUCUGGCCCUUUUCUGGAGAACUAAAGGUGUGACUGCGUACCGCUUGUCCACUGGCUUGAUGAUCACAAGUGUUGCAGUGGAACUGUGCGAACAUGUGAAACUGUAUGGAUUUUGGCCCUUCUCUAAAACUAUAGAAGACACACCCAUCAGCCAUCAUUACUAUGACAACAGGUUACCUAAACGCGGUUUCCACCAGAUGCCCAAAGAAUAUAGCCAGAUCCUCCAACUUCACGUGAAAGGAAUUCUCAAACUACAGUUUAGCAAAUGUGAAGUAGCCUAAAUAAAGUGUCUUAAAAAGGAAAUAAUUUUAAAGUAAUGCAGUGAGUUACAAUGUUUCCAAACGUUAAAGGAGGUGGUUAUAACGUAUUAUAGGAAGAUCCCCAAAAUUUGGUUUGACCAAAACUCCCCCAUUCAUCUUGCA